GUCAUGCUGAAGGAGAAAGAUGUCGACUUCCAGCUUUGCAUGCUCGGACUCGUGGAGGACGCAACGGCUCGCUCCAGCUUGGCCAAGGAGGAGGUCGAACGGCGUCUGGGAGUGACCUCGUGGGUCACGAAGCGCGUCUAUGAGGACUUUCUCCUUAGCACCUUGCGGCAGGAUCUCGCCAUCGCCGUCCGACAGCGACUGUUGCGAUACGACGGGAGUGGCUUUACCUGCGAGGGCUGCGAGCAGAUGGAGGAGAUGGCCUUUUUGCAGAAGGACCUGCUGAGCCUCAUCGAAG
This is a messenger RNA of Symbiodinium necroappetens, 295 nucleotides long. Lineage: Eukaryota; Dinophyceae; Suessiales; Symbiodiniaceae. The record is from the annotation of a GenBank genome assembly.